AUGAAACUCAUUUGUGCGGGUUUACCCAAGACGGGCACCAAAUCCAUUGCCAAUGCAUUGAGGAUUCUUGGCUACAAAGUGUACGACAUCGAUGAUCAAAUCCUUCAUUACAUGGACGAAUGGCUGGAUCUCUUCAACGUUGGUAAAGUACCAGAUUUUUACUCCAUGUUUAAGGACGUAGACGCGGUUAUUGAUGUUCCCAGUAACUUAUUUUUCGAAGAGCUCAUGGAAGCAUUUCCUGACGCGAAAGUUAUUCUGUCUAUACGAAAAGACGAAGACGCUUGGAUGCAAAGCUAUACGAAACAAGUUGAAGUCUACAGAAGCUCAUUCCUAACGAGGAUAAGACGAUUCCUUCCAACGCACGCCAAAUUCUUGAGGAUUCUUUUUGGUACGAGAAUGGCAGCAUUUGGAGUUGCUGAUCUGAAAUCUUCCUACAUCUGUCGCAAACGAUAUCGCCUGCAUAAUGACCGCGUCAGGUCUGUGGUUCCUCCAGAGAAAUUGCUAGUGUUUGGCGUUGAGCAAGGAUGGGGACCGUUGUGUGACUUUCUUGGCAUGGAGACACCGGACAUGGCUUUCCCCCACCUGAAUGUCAAAGGUCAAGUUUUCAAAACUAUCAUCGAAGAUACUGAAUUAGGAAGGAAAAUUACACGUGAAGCGCAGAAUUUGGUGGUGCUGUGUACUGCAGUAAUUUUUGCAGUUCUUGGAAUUGUGUUAAUUUACUUUGUACUGUAA
Messenger RNA from Actinia tenebrosa (Australian red waratah sea anemone), 732 nucleotides. RefSeq lists its product as uncharacterized. Lineage: Eukaryota; Metazoa; Cnidaria; Anthozoa; Actiniaria; Actiniidae. The record is from RefSeq and is a predicted model, not a curated record.